Amphiprion ocellaris (clown anemonefish) is the source of this 7666-nucleotide messenger RNA. RefSeq names its product melatonin receptor 1Bb (gene mtnr1bb). NCBI's taxonomy places the organism in Eukaryota, Metazoa, Chordata, Actinopteri, Pomacentridae. Gene Ontology annotation, cellular component: membrane. Gene Ontology annotation, biological process: G protein-coupled receptor signaling pathway. Bases 941 to 2035 code for a protein of 364 amino acids. The transcript has 4 exons. Gene Ontology annotation, molecular function: melatonin receptor activity. The record is from RefSeq and is a predicted model, not a curated record.
CCUCUGAGCAUUGUGCAGAGAUCAAAGGCACAUUCUGGGAGGUCACGCUGGGAAGAGGCAGGAGAGAACACGAGGGAAAUCUCGGUUUGCACGCACACCUCGGCAAUAGCAGGAGGAUUAGAAGGAGAAAAGUCACAGUCAGUAAGAGAAGACAGGGAAACGGGGGGAACACGUAGAGCCCAAGUCGGAAGGCGAGUAACGUUUUUUUUUUUCGCGAAACAGCGUCUUCUCUCUCGCUCUCUCUUUCUCUCUCCAUCUCUAUCUCUCUCCCUCUUCACUCCGCGGAUUUUCUCCACAUCCUGAUGAUGACUGAGGUGGCUUCUCCGUGAUAUUUUGCCGCCGGUGCCACCUCGCCACGCACAGCGCCGGUUGCGUCGCAGCUCGGAGCAUGGCAAGGACACCUCACACGGUGAAAGGAGACAAUUCGUUCCUCCGGUUGGCCAAUUAAAUCAUUCCCGAGGCGCCAAUAUGGUUUGACAUACAUUCAAAGAGAGAAACAGCCUUCCAACGUGGGCGCAUGAGGACGGAGGAGAGUAAUGAGAUGCCAACCUGCAAGCCAGGGACGCUUGGAGAGGAUGGAGACUUGAGCGGUGCGGAGCUUCUUUUUAAGAAAUAAUUUACAUUCCUCGCCGGAGAGAAGGAGGUGUGGCUGAGCUUUUUGGUGGCACAUGGAUGGAUGACUUUUGUGCAAAGAUAGGAACAGGAGAAAAGAGCCAAGAGUGCGCGUAACUUUAUCUGUCCUACACGUGACCAAUCACCGAACAUCAAGUCAUUCUUUGCGCCUUUAAGUAGCAGACUUUACGUGCGCUCUUGUGGAACUCGGGGUAGGUGCGCUCCAUGUUUCAUUUAGGACACACCGGUACCGACGGUACCUGCGGGACAUAAAAACAAAACAAAAAAAACAAAAAAUCCCCACACACACACAGCGAAAGAGCCAGUGAUGCCGGACACAUUGACACUCAUAAAGAACCGGACAGAGCCGCGGCUGGGGCAGCUAGAACGCACCCUGGCCGUGGAGGGGAGCGCCCGCCCCGCCUGGGUCAUUGCAAUCCUGGCCAGUGUUUUGAUUUUCACCACGGUGGUGGAUGUGCUGGGGAACCUCCUGGUGAUCAUCUCGGUGUUCAGGAACCGCAAGCUGAGGAACUCUGGUAAUGUGUUUGUAGUGAGUCUGGCAUUUGCUGACCUUGUGGUAGCCUUCUACCCCUACCCCCUGGUUCUCUACGCUCUCUUCCAUGAUGGAUGGGCGCUGGGAAACACCCAAUGCAUGGUCAGUGGUUUCCUUAUGGGGCUGAGUGUCAUUGGUUCCAUUUUCAACAUCACUGGGAUUGCAGUGAACAGAUACUGCUAUAUCUGUCACUCAUUCUCUUACAGUCGGCUAUACAGCUACCGCAACACUUUACUCUUUGUUGCCUUAAUUUGGCUGCUCACAGUAGUGGCCAUUGUCCCGAAUUUCUUUGUUGGUUCGCUACGAUAUGACCCGAGGGUCUACUCCUGCACUUUCGCUCAGAAUGUCAGCAGUUCCUACACGGUGGCGGUCGUGGUGGUUCACUUCCUGGUUCCCAUUGCAGUGGUUACCUUUUGUUAUCUACGCAUUUGGGUGCUUGUGAUUCAGGUGCGGCGUAAAGUGAAGACUGAGGAGAGCCCUCGCCUCAGACCAAGUGACUUGCGAAAUUUCAUCACCAUGUUUGUGGUAUUUGUGCUGUUCGCCAUCUGCUGGGCCCCACUUAACCUGAUUGGCUUGGCGGUGGCAAUAGAUCCGUCUCGUGUGGCUCCCCGCAUCCCAGAGUGGCUUUUUGUGGUCAGCUACUUCAUGGCCUACUUCAAUAGCUGUCUGAAUGCCAUCAUCUAUGGCUUACUCAACAGGAAUUUCAGGAAUGAGUACAAACGCAUUGUCACCUCUGUCUGGGUGACUCGGCUUUUCGUCACAGAGACUUCACGAGCCGCCACAGAUGGCAGGAGCAUGAGGAGCAAGCAGUCGCCACCUCCGCCGCUCAACAACAACGAGUCAGUCAGAGAUCGCACCAACAAAGAAUGAAAUGGGACCCCUGAGCCUGUUACAUGGUAAUUCCUGUUUUGAUAUGUGAUAUCCAGGCAGAUGUGCAGCUAAAGAGUAAUAAGAAACACAUGAAACUGAAAGACAUGGCUUCAUUUUCUAGUACUCUGCAGCAGAGAUGUGAAGAAUUCUAAUUAUCAUGCUGAGUUUAUGAAAGUUUGGUGUUUUGAAGAUUAUUUCAAAAACUUUUGAAGUGAUAGAUAAGGAUGGUCUGGAGGGGAGAACUGAGCCAUGCAUUGCAGUUUCAUGUUGUUAUUACUCUAACAAUCUGAAUGGUACAUAAAUAUUACAUUAAAAAUGUGAUAUCCUUUAAUGUCUGCUGCUGUAGACUCUUACAAAUAUUUCACAAAACCGAGUAACCACUGGUAAACGUACACCUCUCUUUAGUAACUUCAAAAGCCUCAAAUAGUACAAAUCGCCUCAGCUGAAUGCUACAUUAGUAGAAGAGGAGAUAAUGUCUGUAUGUUAAUAAUAUUAUAUCAGUCUGAAGGAGUUUUACAUGGUGAAAGCGGUCAGACUUACACACUAAGCCUAAAUGCUGCAGUGGCAUCUACUUAAUACUGCCUGCUCUGACCCUCUUGCACUGCAAAGAACGAAACACAAAAACUUAGUAAUAAACAUUGUAAAUUCAGGAUGUUAAUUCACUGACGGAUGGCACAAAUCGAGUCAUGAGCAAAACUAGCACCAAAACCAUGUGAUGUGUGCUAAUGAACAUGUCUGUUUUUGUUUUUGAAAGUCCCAGAAGAAACAUGCAUGUGUUGUAGCAGGUGGAGGAUGCCUACAUGUCUACUAUUGCUGCUGCUGCAACCAUCAGUCUACAUAUCACCUGCACUUCAAACGCUGCUGCCAUUUGGCCAUUAUGAAACUUUCUUGCAAUACCAGUGCAUAGGAUAAGGCGCUACUUUGUGAGCCGAGACUUUGAUUUAGAGAACAUCAGAAGAACAUUUACUCACUUACAAUAUUUAGGUAAAAUUUUGCACUUCAAUAUUUCAGCUUUAUGCAACUGAUUCACAAGCAGUCUAUUCAAGUGAUAGAUUUUCAUGCAUCAAUAGUUAGAAUCCAAUAAUAUUAUAUACAGCAUUUUGUUUGUUCUCCAUAAUAAGUACUUUUGAUACUUGAGGUAUAUUAUGCAUGAUGCUGGUCCUUUUGUACUUUUGCUUUGGUAGAAGAUCUUAGUACUUUUUCCACCACAGCAGAAAGAACACAGAGCAGGACAGCUUGACAGAAAGACUUCACAGAGGGACAACACAAGUCAAUACACGAAUAUCAGCAUAUUAGCAAAGCAAAAAAAAAGUUCAGUCCCAACAAAAUAGCCAAAUGCAGCAGUACGGAUGAUUCUUUUUGCACUCUAAUGCUUUGCUUUGCAAUUCAAAACACAGUAGGUGUCAAAAUCCACAAUAUCCAACAUCAGCUGCAUCUGAAAACGAUAUAGAGUCGAGUGAGCAAGUUCCUCACCUUAGCACAUUCAUAUUUAAAGAAGUUGUCACACUGUAUUACUGAUUUACUGUAAACGAUGCUGCUCUACAGUACACAUAAUAAAAGGCCUAAGCUACGCAACAAGUUCAAGAUGUUCUCCUGCCUUUUACAUUAAAAAACCUCCAGCCCCUAGAAAAAGGAAAGUGGAUAAACACAUUUACUGAACAAGCAGCAAGCAAUACAGACUGUGCACAGGUUCCUCCACCUCCUAUACAAUAUGCUGAGUAUGGUUUUGUGGUUUUAUGCAGUGGUGAUUCUUAUUCUUCAUUCUGAAAUACUUAUGCAAAACUUUUGCUUUUCAUUUCACAUGUAUUUUAUCCUUGUUAUUCAAUGUAGUUCAUUUAUUUUCUAAUUUGAAAAAAAAAAACUAAUUCACCAGGGACACAUUUCGAUGCUUUCACUGUGGAAAUAUAACAAAGAGUACAUUAUAGGAAGUGUUGUCAGGAAUUUGACUGAAGAGUGUCAUUUAUUGCCUCUUAACUGAACAGCAUUUGAAACAAUGUCAGUUGUUGAGAAGGUAAAGCUCAUAUCUGUAUUCCCAUCUCAGGGUGCCUACCGAACAUUUUGUUGUGAUCUACAGUUGUCUGAAACAUUUGCAGUUUAUCAGCUGCCAUAUGAGGAAGGCUGAAGACAUUUCAGUGGAUUUUGUAAAUUAGUGUCAGUGUGGUUUUUAACUGUGAUAUAUUGUUAUUGGAGGUGUAUUCAAAAUGUGUUUUUUUAAAUAUAUAUAUAUAUAUAUAUAUAUUUGAAGCUCAAUAAUACCAUGCGAUUAACAGUUUAUCAUCAGAUAAUAUUUAGCCUCUCUUCCCAUUAACUCUACUACAGUUGCAAAGUGCAUCUAAAACAACCUCUUGCGUAAUUGGCACAUAUAUUGCAUCACUACAAAUGCAUUUGGUUGUCAGUGUAUAGUGAUGGACGCAACUUUAAAUUGCACAAAUAAAAUAUCCAGGAAGGCGCAAUAAGCUGCGCAUUAAAAAUGUAAUGGUUUUCGUUUUCUUUUUGUCUUUAAAAUUUCUAUUUUAUUUUGCAGCACAUUUGUGUGUUCUUAUACAGGGUAUAAUGUGCAAAGCCAUAGAUCAGGAAUGGUUCUGUAAGAGAUGCAAAGCUCAAAGUCAGAUUAUAAAUAUUCAUGGAUAGGACAGAUGUGAGAGCAUUGCAAACAGAGGAGGAAUGUUUGGAAGCAAACAAUGACAUUUGUGGUGCAGAGAAAACAGGGGUAUAAUAAGUUUUUGUUGAAUUUAAAUAAACAUCGGGAGUGACUAUGCUCUCCUGACAGCAGAGGUUUCAGGAAGGUCAUUUUACCAUUAGGGAGGCAGAAGUGGUGUCCGGGUCGCUCGAGGGAAGAGAGAGCUGCACAACAACAAAACCUAAAAAAAGAAAAGAAAAAAAGCUACAGGGAAAACUAACGUUGAAACAUCUGGAGAGUGUUUUAGAUGCACUUGGAGGGGAGCAAAGACUUCAAUAUAAACCAAAGAAAGGGGUAUAGGGGGGUGAGGUGUAAAUACACUUUGUCAUGAUGUUCCUGGGGGGAAAUCUUUAAAACACCUUGGGUCCCUUAAAGUCUUUUUUUCCAUUCAAACUACUGCCUUACAGUUAUUACAACAGUGUCAAACUUUAAAAUAUUACGGCAAGUGCCAUACUUUCUAUUAAUAAUGAACCCAUUCAGCAAACCUGGUUUGCCUCCAUACUGCUUCUUUUUAUGUAUUCAGGACAGUUGUCUAUAGAAAGUUUUCUCUACAGCGUUGCGCUUAAGUUCAAAUGCAGACCUCAGGCAGGAAACUCAAUUGCUGAAACAGAAGAACAAAUAUUAUCUUUUGCUCCUUUGUGUUUUCUUUCUAUAUACCCUAUGGCAAAAUUACGUAACUGUGUAAUUAAAAUGCUGUUUCCCAUCACAUAAGGCACAGCCUCACAGCUUUAGUUUUAAAACCAACCACUCGACUGCAAUUUCUUAUUGGACUUCACCGCAUUCCAAUAAGGUAACUGUUCAGUUCUCGAAAUCAUACAACAAAUCUUGUUUUAGUUGUUAAAUUGGAAAGCUGUCAGUAUUAAAACGGUCAUAAAUCAUGAUCUUUAGUGCCUGGCUAUUCUGUGAGCUCCCUGUUUUAAUAAAGAAAAUGUACGCUGAUGUUUGAUUGCCAUGCUGGACUAUGUUCAGAGUUGCUGCAGCAAAGUGUUGUUAGUGUGUCACAACUGAAGCUAAUGCUGUACUCGUGCUAUGUAGGACUGUAAAUGAAUCAGAACAUCAUUUUAUUUCUGAAUCCAGAAAAAAAAAACUAUGUGUACCUAUGUUUAUUUUUAUCAUUAAGAGUAAAUUUUAAAAGGAACUUUGAAUUUACUUAUUAAUGAUGUAAAUACGAUUCUGCCUCAAAAAAAAAUAAACAAACACAAGGAAGUACGCAGUGAAGGUUUUCACUCUGUUUUUCACUGGAAGAUGAAAGCGGAGGUUUCUGUGUGUUACUAAUCCUUUCCGGUGCUGCAUUCACUGAGGUGACACACUCUCUGUCUGCCUAUCAGAUUUCUGCAUUAUGUUGUUGACGUCCCUCUCACACCCUCCCCAAACGCCGCAAGCAAUAUUCAUGCAUGGCUGACAUCCUGCUAAAAGAAGAAUUCCCUGAUAAUUUUGACUUUUUAUUUCCGCCAUGUGAUCAGUGGAGAAAAAAGGAGCAUAAGAGCAGCUGCCGCUUUGCAUUUCAAAAGGCAUAUACUCUAUCGCCACUUUAAACAUGGUCGCUUCACACGCCAGAGAUGACGAGGUAUCCUAAAAUCAUAGAACCUGGUGAAGUCCGAAUCUAAGAAAACUUGGUGAAUUAACACACAAGGAUGAGGCAAGUUUAUAUACAGUUGCUCAUCAUAGUGUGGAAUACUCCAUAGCUUUUAUAUCAGUGUUACUGUGCGCUUUACAAAAACUUAUAGGCAGGAAUAGAGAAGAAUAAUUUAGACACUCUGAUUCUGAGCUACAUGGCUUGACACAGAUGAGCGAAAUAUAUACUAAGAUAGUUUUUAUAGGCUGAAGGAUGCAGGCACAGGAUUAACCUUUAAUUUGAUCUGGAAAACCUCUCUACAGAAUGCAGCUUUUUUUUAUGUGCGUGUGUGUGUGUGUGUGUGUGUGUGUGUGUGUGUGUGUGAUUAAUGAAUUAUGUCAUAGCAUAGCGACAACAGCUGACAGCUAAAGACAGAAAAGGAUGCAACACUGAUCAAAUUAUGCACAAGGUACCUUCACAAAGAUGAAAAUAAAAUGAUAAGCCUUGAGAACAUAAUUGAAUGCACUCACGGCUUACUGUUGGAAAAUCCAACUACAGAAAAAGGGGGGAGACGUCGUUGCAUAUGCACCUCCCGUCGAGUUUGCAAACAAGAAAUAAAUCUAGCCUAUUUAAAAGAGUGACUGUGAAAACAUUAAUUAGAAGAAAGGCCAUUAGACAUUUGUAAGCACAAGUGCUUUUUCACGUGAUUAAUAUUUACACUCAGCGGCCACUUAAUUGUCUGCAGCUCAUUAGACGCAGGUAGCCUUUCUGUUUGCCUGCCGCCUGUAACCUUUGAGGCAUGAAUUAAACCAUAUCUUUGUAAUGUUACACACGUCCUGUUCAUGAUGACCUAAUGCUGUUACAGAACAUCCAUUUGAAAGAUCUGGGAUUCAUAACAGAAACUGAGUGUGUAUCUUUAUGUCAUAAACUGCUAUUGUGAAAAAGAAAAAAAAUAUAUUUGUAAUGCUUUAUUACUUUCUGGCGUAAAGAGGCACCAGAUUAAACAAGACAAUUAAAAUGUUGAAAAUUGUUGACUGAACUUGCGUUUCAGGCGUUUAGCCACUUGACUACUUGUGUCAUGAUAAAUGUCUUCUGUUCCAGAGGCCGUGUGAAUGUGCAUGCUUGUCUGAUCCUAUUUAUGAGUGAUGCUCAUUGACAAGAUUUCACUAACAGGGGCAGGCUGGGACACCAAGAGGAUGGUCUGAGUAACCAAAGGGAAAUCUGUGGAAUGUAAUGGAAUUUAAAAUUUCAACACUCAGAAGACUUGGUUUGUGACAAGGAGUCUCAUCAAAAUGAACUGUGUCAAAAAAAAAGAAAAAAAAGAAGAUAUGCAUUAUGUGUACAGUUCUCCUGAAACACAAUGUUAUGGAAAAUAAAAUGGACAUGUCAUACUUUG